Cydia splendana is the source of this 882-nucleotide messenger RNA. RefSeq names its product clavesin-1-like. The coding region runs from base 1 to 882 and encodes 293 amino acids. The record is from RefSeq and is a predicted model, not a curated record. Gene Ontology annotation, cellular component: membrane. Gene Ontology annotation, molecular function: phosphatidylinositol bisphosphate binding. NCBI's taxonomy places the organism in Eukaryota, Metazoa, Arthropoda, Insecta, Lepidoptera, Tortricidae. The transcript has 6 exons.
AUGUUCAAGAUGUAUCUCGAAAUAGCCUUCGAGGCCGAACUGGACACAAACGAGCACCCAGAACUCCUGGAGAUGGCUCGUGAACUUUGCGAAGAGGACUUGGAGACCAGGGUCUCAGCCAUCCAGGAGCUUAGAGACAUGAUAUACGAGCGUGGCGAGUGCGCGCCGCGGCGGACGGACAACGAGUUCCUGCUGCGGUUCCUCCGUCAACACCGGUUCGUCGUACGGCGCGCACACAGACAGUUGGUGCGGUACUGCACAUUUCUUGAGCAGUACCCCGACCUGUACAGAGGUGUAGACCUCUGGGGUCUGGCGAGAUUGGGCGCCGCGUACGAAGUCUGCAUACUUGACCGCCCAGGCGUCGGCCGCAUUUCCAUACUCAGGUUUGGAGCCUGGGACCCCGACGAACAUCCUGGAAUUUUCCUCGUGCAGGUUGCUUUUGCUAUGACAGAGAUCUGGCUACGACUGCCCAAGUUACAGGUGUUAGGCGGCACGCUUAUCGUCGACUUGCAGAACAUCACCAUGAAGCAUGUCGCCGCGCUCACCCCUACCAUUGCCUACCAGAUCGUGUGCUUGGUUGGGUUGGCGCUUCCCUGUGCCCCAAACUCCAUUCAUAUCAUCAACUACAACUGGCUGCUCCACACCUUCUUCUUCCUCUUCAAACGCUUCAUCCCCAAGAAGGCAUGGAAGAAGAUCCACUUCCACAGGCAUGACCUCGAGUCCCUUCGUCAGAUCAUUGACCCUGAGUGUCUCCCGGCUCGAUACGGGGGCACCUGCCGGCAUCAUACCACCAUCGGCCAUUGGUUCAAUAAGAUCAGGCAGUACAGAGAUGAAGCUUUCGAUCGGGAGAUGAAAGAGUAUGGUUGGUUAAUAAAGGAAUGA